Magnolia sinica is the source of this 1907-nucleotide messenger RNA. RefSeq names its product shaggy-related protein kinase epsilon. Gene Ontology annotation, biological process: signal transduction; protein phosphorylation. Lineage: Eukaryota; Viridiplantae; Streptophyta; Magnoliopsida; Magnoliales; Magnoliaceae. The record is from RefSeq and is a predicted model, not a curated record. Gene Ontology annotation, molecular function: ATP binding; protein serine/threonine kinase activity. The transcript has 13 exons. Gene Ontology annotation, cellular component: cytoplasm. Bases 260 to 1489 code for a protein of 409 amino acids.
AGAGAUUUAGUCAAAACGUAGACGACACGAAGAUCGAUCUCUCUCUCUCUCUCUCUCUCUCUCUCUCUGCGCAAAAGAGGAUUGGUUUCUACUUUCUAGGGCUCCGGUUCAUGGAGAAAAGCUCCGAUUUCAGCUCACGGGGCGGAAAUCGCAGCGAUUUUCUAACAGAAGGUUGAAAAAUUAGCUUGUUUCUUUAUUAAAAGGGUCCCAAGCUGUUAAGACUUAAAGCUCAGAAUACAGCACCGAGUUAUUACAACAUAUGGCUUCUGCGGGUACUGUGCCUCCUUCGACUGUUGGAAAAUCCAUUGGCAGUACAAUUUCUGUCGAUAAGUUGCCAGAGGAAAUUAAUGAGAUGAAGAUCAGGGAUGAUAAGGAAAUGGAAGCAACAGUUGUUGAUGGAAAUGGGACUGAGACGGGGCAUAUAAUUGUAACAACAAUUGGCGGUAGAAAUGGCCAACCCAAGCAGACUAUAAGUUACAUGGCGGAGCGUGUGGUUGGGCAUGGAUCAUUUGGAAUUGUAUUUCAGGCCAAGUGCAUAGAAACAGAAGAGACUGUAGCAAUCAAGAAGGUUUUGCAGGAUAAGAGGUAUAAGAACCGAGAGUUGCAAACAAUGCGCCUUCUUGAUCACCCCAAUGUUGUCUCUCUGAAGCACUGUUUCUUUUCAACGACGGAUAAAGAUGAGCUCUAUCUCAAUUUGGUUCUUGAAUAUGUACCUGAGACAGUUUACCGUGUGGCAAAACACUACAGCAGGGCAAAUCAGCGUAUGCCUCUAAUAUAUGUCAAACUAUAUACAUUUCAGAUCUGUAGAGCAUUGGCAUAUAUUCAUGGGGGCAUAGGUGUUUGCCACAGGGACAUUAAGCCACAGAAUCUACUGGUUAAUCCUCAUACACAUCAGCUCAAAUUAUGUGAUUUUGGAAGUGCAAAAGUGCUGGUCAAAGGCGAGCCGAAUAUAUCAUAUAUUUGCUCUCGUUAUUAUCGAGCACCUGAACUCAUAUUUGGGGCAACAGAAUACACAACGGCAAUUGACAUUUGGUCUGUGGGCUGUGUCCUAGCUGAAUUGCUUCUUGGACAGCCUCUCUUCCCUGGAGAGAGUGGAGUUGACCAACUUGUAGAGAUAAUCAAGGUUCUGGGUACACCUACUCGAGAAGAAAUCAAAUGUAUGAAUCCAAACUACACAGAGUUUAAAUUCCCUCAGAUCAAGGCUCAUCCAUGGCAUAAGAUAUUCCACAAGCGCAUGCCUCCAGAAGCAGUAGAUCUUGUCUCAAGACUUCUUCAGUACUCCCCAAAUCUUCGGUGCACUGCCUUAGAGGCCCUUAUCCAUCCAUUUUUUGAUGAGCUCCGUGACCCUAAUACACGGCUCCCUAACGGACGCCCCUUGCCUCCACUCUUCAACUUUAAACCCCAAGAGCUCAAAGGAGCGUCUCUGGAGCUCCUAGCAAGGCUGAUACCUGAGCAUGCUCGGAAGCAAUGCCCCUUUCUUGGUUUCUAGAUAGGCACAUCAUGUAAAGGUAUGCUUGGUGGUUGUGCAAGUGUAUCAUAUUUUCCUUCACGUAGUUUGAAGCAAUGCAGAACCCCGUUUGUUUUUCCUUGUUUUUGUUUCCUACCUGCAAACAGUGUAUGUGGAAGCUUCUGGUUUUAUCCUUAAUCCCAUGUUGUUAGUCUUCUGACUUUGAAAGGGAACUUAAGGGGGAGUUGUGUUCUAAUGUUUCCCUUCAUUGCUAUGAUCGUUGAACAAAUUGGAUCCCCCGUUCUCUUCUCAACUUGGACAUCUCAGGUAAACUUAUGUAGCUUCAUCCUUUUCUGUUGCUGUAUUUCCUCACUGUGUGCCUGUUGACUUGUUUUGUCCAAAUGAAGACCAUGGAAAACACAGGUACAUUUAUAAAUGCAUGCAUAUAUAUGAAGGAUCA